AUGACAGAUUGUCCAAAUUGCAAACAGCAACUAGAUAUAGCUGGUUGGUGUAAAAUAUGCGAAGAGUAUUACUAUGGUGACUGCCCGAUUUGUAAAACAAAGCGGACUGGAGAGCUUUGGUGCCAACAUUGUGAGUCCCGUGCUUAUCGAAAAAAUUUUAGGAAAUGGACUAGUGGAAAUAAACACAUUGACUCACUAAUCCAGCAAAGUCAAAUUAAUGCUAAAGAAAAUUAUCAAGUGUGGGAAUGGAUCCCAUAUACCCAGUUCACUAAUAUUCGUUAUUUAGAUAAAGGUGGUUUUUCGACUGUCAUGUUGGCUACAUGGUUGGAUGGUCCGCGCGAUAUUUUUAAUCGAGAUACUCAAAGUGUAGAAAGACGUCCCAAUGAAGAAGUUAUUCUUAAAAUAUUACAUCAAUCGCAGAAUAUUAAUGCAGAGUUCUUGAAAGAGGCCUUGUUAAGAAAGUUCUUAAAUAUACAGCUUAGGUCAAAUUACGCAUGCAGAUUAGCAGGUGUUGGUUGGAUUCUCGGCAUAACUAAAGAACCAAACACAAAUGAAUUUGUUAUGGUGAUACGAUAUUAUGAAAAAGGUGACUUCCGAAAAUUUCUCAGACAAAACGCAGAGAAUUUAACUUGGCGUGAAAGAUUGCUCAUGCUCCAUUAUGUUGCUAGUGCGCUCAUUGAAAUACAUGAAGCUGGAUUUAUUCACCGCGAUCUGCACCCUGGAAAUAUUUAUCAACGAUACAAUACGCGGUAUAAUGUUCAUGUAUCAUACGUAGGUGACCUGGGACUCUGUACACCAGCUAACGAAUCCCCAAAAUCGUCAAGGAGAUACGGCGUUGUUCCAUAUGUUGCGCCCGAAAUUUUGAGAGGUGGUGUAUACACAGAUAAAUCGGAUAUAUAUAGUUUCGGUAUCAUCAUGGCAGAAUUAGCAUCAGGAAAUGCACCAUUUUCGAAUUUAAAACACGAUCAUUAUCUGGUACGUGAAAUUUUGAAAGGAGCCCGACCAGAGUUUCCAGAUGAAACACCAAAAUGUUAUGUAGAUUUGAUGAAACGUUGUUGGGAUGGCAAUCCUUUAAAUCGUCCUACAGCAAAAUUGCUGCUAAGCGAACUCAAUAAAUGGAUUAAAUUUUAUAAACCAGAAUCCUUGCCGUUAAAAACUUUAAACACUGAGUUGUCUUUUCAGAAUGAAUCAAACAAUGAAUGUAAACAAUUUUAUGAAGCAGAUAUAUCACAUCAUAACUUGCCAAGUUACAACUUUUCAAAGGAACUCUACAAAAGUAAAGAUAUAACAACUCUUGUUGAAAAUGUCGAAAGCAAUAAUUUUGAACUUUGUGAGGCAAAUAAUUUACAAGAAAAUAGAUCAAAUGAUGAACUCUGGGUUAGCACAGAUAUAACUUAUAUUAGUAAUAAAA
Molecule: messenger RNA, 1411 nt
Organism: Racocetra persica
Lineage: Eukaryota; Fungi; Glomeromycota; Glomeromycetes; Diversisporales; Gigasporaceae
Source: the annotation of a GenBank genome assembly